CACGUGACAGAGGGGGAGUGGCGGCGCAAGAUGGCGGCGCUGCGGACGGGCGGGCGGCUGGCGCAGCUGUCCCGCGGCUACCACCGCAAGGUGGUGGAUCACUACGAGAACCCGCGCAACGUGGGCUCGCUCGACAAGCGCAACAAGAACGUGGGCACGGGGCUGGUGGGCGCGCCCGCCUGCGGUGACGUCAUGAAGCUGCAGGUGGAAGUGGACGCCAGCGGGAAGAUCGUCGACGCAAGGUUCAAAACCUUUGGCUGCGGAUCGGCCAUCGCCUCGAGCUCCCUGGCCACCGAGUGGGUGAAAGGGAAGACGGUGGAUGAAGCCUUGGAGAUAAGAAAUACAGAUAUUGCUAAGGAGCUCUGCCUUCCUCCAGUUAAACUGCACUGCUCUAUGUUGGCUGAAGAUGCCAUCAAGGCAGCCCUGGCUGAUUACAAGCUAAAACAAGAUCCUAACAAGGAAGAGCCUGAGAAGAAAGCAGCCAGUACCUAGAACUGUGAUGAAAGCUUAUUCUCAUUAAUAUCGCAGUGCAAUUAGUUUAGGUGUUUAGAGAAGGGAGCCAGUGCACUACCAAUCUGAAGCCGUCAGGUACACCCAAUAUACGCACAAUGUUUCACUGUUCGCCUGUAUUAAACCACCUUUGUAGUGCACAAAUCAUUGGUAUCCUUGACCUUAUUUCUCCACUGAUUACUGUCCUAUCUGUUUCUCCUGGAAGUGUCUGGGUGAGGAGGGGAAGCACUUACUCGAGGCAUAAGUCAUUCCUAGCAGUGAAAAUCCAAGUGUUUGGAAGGGCUGCAUUUCAUUCAGUAAAUGUAUAGUUUUUUCUGAGAGUUUUAUAGAAGAGGAUUAUUUGAAAGCGUGUUGCCUUGUCUUAAUGUUUAUGCAAAAAAAAUGCAGAUCAGUUUUAUUUUGUGUACAACAUAUGCAAUAUAUUAAACAGCCUGCGGCAGUUCAUCUGCCUGGUACAA
This is a messenger RNA of Alligator mississippiensis (American alligator), 968 nucleotides long. RefSeq names its product iron-sulfur cluster assembly enzyme (gene ISCU). The transcript is spliced from 4 exons. The record is from RefSeq and is a predicted model, not a curated record. Bases 31 to 492 code for a protein of 153 amino acids. Gene Ontology annotation, molecular function: 2 iron, 2 sulfur cluster binding; ferrous iron binding. Gene Ontology annotation, biological process: intracellular iron ion homeostasis; iron-sulfur cluster assembly. NCBI's taxonomy places the organism in Eukaryota, Metazoa, Chordata, Crocodylia, Alligatoridae. Gene Ontology annotation, cellular component: cytoplasm; mitochondrial matrix.